Molecule: messenger RNA, 651 nt
Organism: Zychaea mexicana
Lineage: Eukaryota; Fungi; Mucoromycota; Mucoromycetes; Mucorales; Lichtheimiaceae
Product: ankyrin repeat-containing domain protein
Exons: 4
Coding region: 1-651 (216 amino acids)
Molecular function (GO): protein binding
Source: RefSeq, a predicted model, not a curated record
AUGAGAGGACACGAAACUAAGGAUAAUCUUUGGAUCGCUGCUGGUGAUGGACAGCUCGAUCGAGUCAAGGAGCUGAUCGAAGGUGGCGCCAAUGUCAACAGCCAUGAUGAAUUUGGCUAUACCGCACUACAUGCUGCGGUAUCGUACAACCAAAAAGAAAUUCUCGAAUACCUAUUGGAAAAGGGCGGCAAUGUCAACAUUGAAGACUUUGAUAAAGAUACUCCCUUGUAUGUGGCCGAGACUGUCGAAAUGGCCCGUUUACUAGUCGACAAAGGGGCUGAUCCCAAGCACAAAAACGAAGAAGGCGUGAGUCCUGCACUCAACGCACACCAAGAAGGAUGGCAGCAAGUGGCAACGAUGCUGGCCGAAAUAACAAAGGAAGAAUUACCAACGGUGGAUGACCAUAUUGAACAAGCACUUGAGAAUGCUACUGUUACUCCUGCUCCGUCUGCGAACCCAUUUGCCGUCGCUGGUGCUGAAGGAGCCAAUGAUAACAGUGAUGGAGAAGAAGACGACAAUGGUGCUAUGGAACACUAUAUUGAGGACAUGGUUCGUCGGAUACAAGAGCAAGGUGGUGUACAGAAUGAGGAAGAAUUACGUGAAGCUGUCACGAAAAUGGUGCUGGAACAGCUUCAAAAUAGUAUGAAAUAA